GCCCUCUCGGUUCAACACCGUCUACGUACGUCCUGGACUCGGAAUCCCUUUUCGGACGCAUACAACAAGUAGGUGGGACAACUGUCAGCUACUGCAGCAAUACGGCAGCUCAGGAUCAGUCCUCCAUGGUCAGCUGUGACAAUCAGACGCAUGUUCCAUCCAGCUCCAUUUCUUACUACGUAGUUGCGAUGAUACUAUCCAACCGCCCACAAAGUAUACGUUUUGUAUUUUAGCCCACGGUCUACUACGACCCACGUACGCAUUGGACACGGAGCCCCUCGGAGCGCUCGACCGGACGCAUACUACACUACCGAACAUCUCAACAACCUACAUGAUUGUCAGUCGGUGCAUUGCAGCUUGGCGCCCGUCUUAUUCGAGCGCACAUCGACUCUUCCAAGUGUCUCCAUCGCAUCUGUGUAAUACUUCAGUCAAUGGUGUUAAAUCAGUCGAGAAUAACAAGGAAAGCACUCCAGAUCUCACCGAUGAGUUGAAGACAUUACGCUCGGAUUUCGAAAAACUGAGGGAGUCUCACUCUCACCUCGAAGAUAAGUAUAAGCGAGCGUUGGCGGAAUCAGAGAACAUGCGUGUUCGCCUAACGAAACAAAUCGAAGAGGCAAAACUUUUUGGAAUUCAAAGUUUCUGCAAAGAUCUUCUGGAUAUAGCAGAUGUGCUCACAAAAGCGAUGGAGUCUGCCCCGAAAGACCAGUUGGUCAAUGAUGUUAAUCCACCUUUUGUAAGCCUCUAUAAUGGCCUCAAGAUGACUGAACAACAGAUACUCAAGGUCUUUGCACGUCACAAGCUUUUCCGUAUUCAACCUACUGAGGGUGACCGGUUCGAUCCGAAUAUCCACGAAGCCGUCUUCCAAGCCCCUUUGCAGGAAGGAAAGCAGCCGAACACUGUCGCCAUCGUGACUAAUAUCGGUUACAGAUUUCACGACAGAACACUCCGUCCUGCUUAUGUUGGGGUUUAUGGCCCAUAGAAUUAUUGUCCAAAUACGUCCCUCUGAUUCAUCUUUCUGUACACUUGUACUUGUGAUAACACGACUCACCGAGUUUCUGCUGCUUUUUGAUGGUUUAAUUCCCGUGUGCAUCCUGUGUCGCUUACUUUUUGCUCUCACAACACACUCGAUCCCGAUGAAAACAAACGUUCGACCAGUAGUAUCGCGUUCCUCUCGGAAACCAACUACCUUUUGUUUAUUUGUGUGGCAUUAUCUCCCAUAAAUAUUCUCGCUCUUCCAUUAGUGGCCAUUCAACCGUGUAGCCAUGUCAGGUUCGUUUCCUUUGAUUUACGUCUCCAGUACGGUUUUUAACUUAAACCUACCGACUUGGCCAGAGCUCCACUUAAAUGUGGUUUUUGCUCCCCUUUCAGCAGAUAUGCAUUGCCAUACGGCUGAUUGCUUGUUUGUUCACUGGAGUGGGGUGCGUUUGCCACUGUUGUGCUUGCUUAAUCUAGCACUGACAAUGACAGUGUCUCACUGCACUCACCCAUGUGUAUUUUCGUCUGCAUUUUUCUUUAUUUCAUCUGCCAACUGUGUGAUUCUUUC
Molecule: messenger RNA, 1543 nt
Organism: Dicrocoelium dendriticum
Lineage: Eukaryota; Metazoa; Platyhelminthes; Trematoda; Plagiorchiida; Dicrocoeliidae
Source: the annotation of a GenBank genome assembly